AUUCAUUUGGUGCACGCAGUGAAGAUGAUAUUCUUGGUCUGUGUUGCUUUCUUAUUACUGAACUGUUUGUUAAGCUGUUUUGCUACCAGUGGUUCCACCUUGAAUGCACUAGCUGAUGUCAAUUCAACGCUAAUAGAAUACAGGAAAGCAUACAAUGAAAGCCAAGCAAUACAAUGUAGGCAAUAUGAUGUUUUUCAAAAACGGGCUGAUCACAAUGAUACAUUCAAUGUUGAACUGCUGUUAAGAGAAAGCCAUAGACUGGAUCAUUUAUAUCAACUGAAAUGGAUUAAUGAACUAAUAUCUUCACCUGUUUUCCAGGCGAACGAGGUGAUUGACGAAAACACUAAGAGACGAUAUGCAAAUGAUUACGAAAUGGAGAAACGCCUGAAUGAAUCUUCUCCUCUGGACAUAGAAAGUAAUAUGCUUAUUGAGAAAGUUGAAAAGAAAUGGAAAGCCAGAGCAAGAUUGGAUGCUGCUGAAGAUGCUCACCUGUCUAGAUCAUCGGCUACGUGUUUGAAGAAGGAAGUCAAUAUAACAGUGAAAGUGAAAUUGAUGACGGGGGAGAAACAAAUUCGAGAACUGAAAAAGGCUGCCGAUAAGAGGCUUUAUGAAACGGCUAAAGCAUUCGAGCAAUUCAUGUUGAAUGAUGAUGAUACACGUAAGCAGCAUAUAAUGAGUAUGUGUGAAAACAAUGUUUUGACUCAUGAUGCUUACUUCGACCUGUUUGAUGGAUUAUCAUAGUUAGUGAGCAUUCGACUGCAAUGAGCAGCCCUCGAUGAUAGAUUCUAUGGAUCACAGAUAAUCGACGACAUCAUCGGUGUCAUCAAAUGCAUACUUCAGCUUGCGAGACAUUACAAUUCGCACAUCAUUCGACAGCAGACGAAUGAUUGCAUGAUAAAAGUGUGCAUGCCCC
This is a messenger RNA of Trichobilharzia szidati, 913 nucleotides long. The record is from the annotation of a GenBank genome assembly. NCBI's taxonomy places the organism in Eukaryota, Metazoa, Platyhelminthes, Trematoda, Strigeidida, Schistosomatidae.